Messenger RNA from Diabrotica balteata, 540 nucleotides. Lineage: Eukaryota; Metazoa; Arthropoda; Insecta; Coleoptera; Chrysomelidae. The record is from the annotation of a GenBank genome assembly.
AUGGCUCAAAAGUUCAACGAAAUUAAGCAGCAAUUAGAUGUAGCUUUGCGCGAUAAUUCUAAACCCUGGACCCCUAUUCUAUCAGCUGCGGAACAAAAAACUGGCCUAGAUAGGGUUUAUCUAGCUUUAGGAGCUGCAGCGUUCUUGGGCAUUUGGCUAGUGUUCGGAUAUUUUGCUCAACUAAUCUGCAACUCAUUAGGUUUCCUGUAUCCGGCCUACGUUUCGAUAAAGGCGAUCGAAUCGAAAGAAAAAGAUGAUGAUACAAAAUGGUUGACUUAUUGGGUUGUUUUCUCCUUAUUUUCCGUCACCGAAUACUUUGUAGAUAUUAUUGUCAGGUGGUUCCCUCUAUACUGGCUGAUAAAGUGCAUUUUUAUGGUAUGGCUUAUGCUUCCUGGAGAUGUCAAUGGCUCAGUAAUCCUCUACCGUAGAGUAAUCAAGCCUUACUUCUUGAAACACCAAGGUGAAAUCGACGGAGUCGUUAACAAAGUAAAGAAUACAGUUAAAGAUACAGUUAACAAAGUGUCAGAAAAAGCAGAGUGA